Molecule: messenger RNA, 1080 nt
Organism: Nicotiana attenuata
Lineage: Eukaryota; Viridiplantae; Streptophyta; Magnoliopsida; Solanales; Solanaceae
Product: putative F-box protein At1g65770
Exons: 2
Coding region: 1-1080 (359 amino acids)
Source: RefSeq, a predicted model, not a curated record
AUGGCGCAAGAGAUGCGUGAUUGGUCGGAACUUCAACACGAUCUGCUAGUUCUCAUUGGUAGACGUUUCAAUUUGAUUGAAGACUACUUAAAUUUCGGCACCGUCUGUAAAUCCUGGCACUCUGCAGCCACCAAAAACAAUUUUAACAGUGAAUUGCCUAGAGUUCCAUGGCUGAUGUUACCAGAAGAGGAGGAGGAGGAUAAAAGCGACAGUUGCUGUCGAAAAUUCUUCAGCCUCUAUAAUGGUAUGAUUUUGAAGAAGAGGAUUCUUAAAGCUAGCGGAAAACGAUGUAUGGAGUGUAUGGGAUGGCUUAUCACAGUUGGUAAAGACGAGGGUGAAGCUAGUUUGCUACAUCCUUGUUCAGUUCGAAUUACCACAGAAGAUUUUUAUGAACACGAGACUGGCUAUCCAUUUACUUUUUUUCGCAAGGCAGUUUUAUCAGCUAGUCCUUCUUAUACAUCCGACUUUGUUCUUAUGGUCAUUGAGGGAGUAGAUUAUUCUGGCCGCGUCCUUUUUUGUGAUGUUGCUGGCCCUGAACCCACUAAAAGAAGUCAUAUCAUAGCGCAGUUACCAUUUGAUUGUCGAGACAGGCUAGGUCACCCAUACAUCGUAGAAUCACUAGGAUCAUUAUUUAUAGUUGUACGACAUGGUGUUCAAAUAUGCAAAGUCAAAGAUGAUUGUGACAGGAUGAGGAUUCCAUUGACUUACAUCGUAAGCGAAAAUCAGGAAGAGCUUCGGGAUGGGGAGGAAUUAAGAUAUGGAACAGAAAGUUUUCGAGUUUUCAAGGUUGAUUUAGCUGCUGCUGGCAAAGUAACAGAAACCAGGGAAUUAGGGGAGAGAGCUUUUUUUCUGGGUGCUAAUGCUUCUCUUUCUGUCCAAGCUUCUCAAUUUCCAGGAAUCAAGCCCAAUCAUGUUUAUUUUACUGACGAUUUUUUUGAAUCAUACGCCGCCUUUGUUGAAGGAGGAGGCUUGGACAUGGGGGUGUUCAACUUAGCAGAUGGCAGCAUCCAGAUGCAUUACGAGGGUGUUUCCCUCAGUCGUGUUUGUCCUCCAACUUGGGUCACACCAACUCUGUGUUAG